AUGGCCGUUGCAGUUUCUGGUCGUCCAGGAUGUGUGCUCCAACGCACUUUAUCUUGGACGAACACAAGUCGAUCUCAUUCUGAAAGUGCCAAAACAUGCAGGGAGCCGCUCUUCUUGUUAUCUAUAGACCGCUAUGGGAAAGACUUGGGGUUUGGAAUAUUUUUUCCAGAAGCUAUUCACACAUCAGACAGCCUUUACGAUGCCACAGUGAGCGAUGGCGACUGUAAACUGCGGGUUACCAUUCACCCGGGCUUGAACCCGUUAGUCGAUAAGAACGAACUUCGGUGCGGUUGCCAGCUCAGAAAUGUCACUUUCUCUCGCGUCAUUGGUCUGGACGGAAGAAACGAGGGAGACGGAUGUCCUACCUAUCGGGUGAUGAAUUUGGAGGUGGAUUUGGAUGCCGGUUUUGAUGCAGGUCUCGAGGCAUUCUGUGGAAUUGACAUAGAUGCUCUUCCGUGGUUUGGUUUGGAGGGAGACAGCCGACCCAGUCUCCUUCCGUUGCGGGCCAGGAGAAGCUCGUACCUUCCUAUGUGGAAUAACCAUGAUUAUUACGGUGACAUGUGGAAAUACACUGCCCCAAUACAGCCCGUAGCCAAUCCAGCAUCAGACUCUGGCGAAGACACAGAAGACCUGCAACCUACUGUCACCCUACGAGAGGUCAGGCAGGCGUUCCUGUGUAGAUCUCGGGUCGUCAAGGGGAUUCUCAUCGUCAGAAUUAUUCACAAGUCUCGGCUGUUCUAUUACGGAAAGGCAGAGCGCAACUGCGAGUGUCCCUACAAGGCAAUGUUUGAGGUGGCAGACAGAUCGGGUCAAGCCACCGUGGUUCUGUGGAACACCCUUUGUAUGGACUGGUAUCGCUGUGUGCACCCGGGGUCCACCCUGAGACUGGCCCGCUACAGAGUGAAGGAGAGCUACAACAGCAGGACAGGAGAGAGGCCGAAGGAUGAUAUUGAGAUCAGCCUGAACUCCAGGAAUCCUUCGGCUGACAUCUCCUUAAUCCCAAAGUCAGAUGUCCUCCCACAGUGGCAUCUGCCUCACACCCCGUACACCUUCUCCUGUGCGAAGGAGAUUUUGACCUGUCCUGUGGGGAGUACCUGUGAUGUCAUUGGUCUAGUGGUAUUUGUUGGUCGACCAGAACGCACCAGGAACAAGGACAGCCAAGGGGUGGAAUUAUGGGAAUACCGGUGGCUGCAAUUGGAGGAUGGGACCACCGAACAGCCAGUCAUGGUGAAACUUUUCUCCACUUCCCAGCCAGAGAUGCACUCUAACAUACAUCCAAUGACAAUACUGGUAUGCACAAAUGUCCAGUUGAUGAGGGUCAGUCCUGACAGGGCCACAUCCUUCCAGUACCUGACCAAUACAAGCCUCACACAGGUUUACAGCACAGGUUCAGGCCAUCAUUCAACUAUGCCCUACAGACGGCUCCGCCCCGUGAGGCAGUUCGUCCAGUGGGUGCAGACGGUAGAUGAGAACCAACUGCUUAGCAGGGCUGUAAUUGGAGGAUUUUUCACCUAUCCACCUCUCCCUGUCUCUCUGGAGAAAUACAUGAGGGACAGAAAUGGAGAGCCAGGCUUGGUGACUGGGGCGGAGCUGAGGAGAGAGGUCGAGAAGCUGCAGUACAGAGAGAGCCGCACUUUCGCCAUCCAGGCCACCGUCAGUGCCGUGUCGCAUGUCGGGUCUGGAGAGUGUGAGGAGGAGGGCUGCUCGGCUCUCUCUAACUGGACAGGCCAGCUGUCUUCCACCUCUUCUACUUGCUCCCGAGUGCCGCUCACCCAUCCAUCGUCACCCUCCUCUGUCACUCUCAGCCCCAGGUCUCCCAGGCUCAGAGCACGGCAGGGGCCGUUCGGCUGUGGCCAAUCUGCAAAGAGAAGACUGUUUCACACUGCAGAACCCCCCAGAAAAAGACUAGCCUUGCCUCUCCACUCCAACCAGCAGACUGACCUGGAGGAGGAUGCAGACAGAGAUUUCAGUCUGUGGGAUGCCUCGAUGGAGUUCCUGAAUAAGACUGAAGAGGCUGACAGCGAUGAGGGUGAGGAUGAGGAAGAGGACAGCGGCUCGGCCUCGUCGUUCGUCACUGCGGCCAGCAGCCCCGGAUCACCCCGGCAGUGCGCUCUGGGCCAGGCGCGGGCGGCCAGCGAGACCGUGCCGCGGCGGUUCUGCCCGACUCGCCGCCUGGUGCAGACCGCAGCUGUGGGCCUCCAGCCAGCAUGCCUCCAGGAGGCCCUGCCCCAGAGGAAGCUGGACACCUUCGCCCCUGCGGACUGCUACCACGGACACUACACCCUCACUCUCAGGGCCCUCACCGACGGUGGCAUGGUAGACGCUCUCUUUCUCCCCGGCUCCCCUGGGAACCUCCACUGGCGCCCCUACCCCCACCCGCACAACAACAGCUGGGAGAACACCCUGACCCAUGGGAGCUUCUCUCCCUCCGCACCCCCUCCCUCGCCCUCUGAUCUGAUUGCCAUGGCGACGCAGCUGACCAGUCAGAGGCUGGUGUGUGUUCUGGAGGUGUGUCAGUUGGGCAGCGGCAGAGUGGAGGUUGUGCUGAGCCGGGCUUUUCCUCUGAAAGACUGAGCUCAUGUGCCCCGGGAACCCAGACAAAGACAGUAUUGUAGCAUACAUUUAACACUGUUGUAACCCGUAUAAAUGCUAUUUUGUUCUGGUCAUAGGAUAUUGAUGUACCUUUACAAACAUUUCUUAGUAUUUUUCUGUAAACCCAAGUUGAUGUUUAAGUUUUGACUUACUUGUGCCAUCCAGUUUAAAACUGCAAGCUCAUAUCUCAAAAGAGACCAAUCCUUAAGUCAAGGAAGUUUCUUUCUGCCAUGAUCAGUUUUCAAUGAAUGCUUUUUCAGACCUGUGGUGUGAUAUCCAGACGCUGUUGGGAAUUAGAAAGGUUUAAUUUCUAGAGUCUCAUUAUUGAGAAAAGCACUUACAAGUACACUUUUUUUCUUAUUUAAUUUUUAGAUAAUAGUAUUAUAUUCAUUUUUGCCUGCAGUUGAAACGCUAAUUUUUAUUGAAGCCUUAUUUAUUUGCCACUUUUUCAUGUUUUAUUUUUUGUAAUGCACUGCACUUGAUAAAGGGUUUUAUACUA
Messenger RNA from Conger conger (European conger), 3091 nucleotides. Its product is annotated as RPA-related protein RADX. The record is from RefSeq and is a predicted model, not a curated record. Bases 1 to 2574 code for a protein of 857 amino acids. Gene Ontology annotation, molecular function: single-stranded DNA binding. NCBI's taxonomy places the organism in Eukaryota, Metazoa, Chordata, Actinopteri, Anguilliformes, Congridae. Gene Ontology annotation, cellular component: replication fork. The transcript has 15 exons. Gene Ontology annotation, biological process: regulation of DNA repair.